CAUACCUAUGAAGGGAGCGAGGCUUCAGGAACUGCUAAAGCUGCAACAGAGUUUUCAUGUGUUUCAAGUGUUUUUCCUUGGGCUGCAAUGUGUUCUCAUUGCUUCAUACAAGUCACUGAUUGCAUAAGAGUAAUGCAGUGCUCAGACACGGGGUGCCCAGCGGGGGAAGCCUCUGAAACAGGGACUGAGGCCAAGGCGGGGGGUAAAGCAGUGUACCUGCGGAGGACCAUCAACCUGCUGGCAGCCGUCUCCUUCAUCAUCGGCACGGUGGUGGGCAGUGGCAUAUUCAUCGCACCCAAGGGUGUGCUGAUGAACAGCGGCAGUGUUGGGCUGUCUCUGGUGGUCUGGGUUCUGUGUGGUGUCCUUUCCACCUUGGGGGCUUUGUGUUAUGCAGAGCUAGGCACCACUUUUAAAAAGUCUGGAGGCCACUACACCUACCUUCUGGAGACUCUGGGGCCCCUGCCAGCCUUCCUUCGACUCUGGGCAGAGUUCGUUCUUGUCAGGCCGGCUGUGUCCUCUGUGGUCUGCCUGGCGUUUGGCCAAUACGUGGCAGAAGCCUUCUUUACUCCCUGCCCAGCACCUCCGGUCCUGGUCAAACUCAUUGCCAUUCUUGGAUUGUCAUUUGUAGUGGCAGUAAACUGCUGGAGUGUGAGUUUAGCCUCCAGGACCCAGAUCACCCUCACUUUCAUCAAGAUAUUUGCCCUGCUCCUUAUCAUGGUCCCAGGCAUCUGGACACUUGCUAGAGGGAAAACGGAGAACUUCCACAAUGCAUUUGAUUCUGGAUCCUUGACCCUGAACAAGCUGCCACUGGCCUUCUACAUUGGCCUCUAUGCCUAUGCUGGAUGGUUUUAUUUGAAUUUUGUUACAGAAGAGGUCAUCAAUCCUAACAGAAAUAUCCCACUGUCAAUCAUCUUAUCCAUGGCAACAGUGACCGUGUGCUAUGUUAUGGUCAAUGUGGCAUACUACACGGUGAUAUCGGCAGAGGAAUUGCUGGCAUCAGACGCUGUAGCUGUGACGUUUGCAGAUCGUGCUUUGCCAGGCAUCGCCACUGUGAUUCCAGUAUUGGUGGCUAUUUCCUGUCUGGGGGCUCUGAACGGGGGUUUUUUUGUGGCACCAAGGAUGCUGUUUGUGGGGGCCAGGGAGGGACAUUGGCCAGCUCUGUUCUCCAUGAUCCAUGUCCGCAGACACACACCGGUGCCUGCUGUGCUGCUGCUGUACCCACUGGUAGUGCUGAUGGUAUCCAGAGGAGAGCUCUUCCAGUUGGUCCACUUUGCCUCCUUCUCCCGCUGGCUCUUCAUUGGCAUGGCAACCCUGGGGAUGCUUAUCCAUCGUUACCGCUUCCCACAGCACCCAAGACCCUUCAAGGUGCCUCUGGCCAUUGCGGUUUCCUUCACAGUGGUGUGCUUCUUCAUCGUGGGACUGUCCUUGUACUCGGAUCCCUGGAAUACAGGGGGCAGCUGUAUCAUCACCUUGACCGGACUGCCUGUGUACUACCUGACUGUGCAUCGUCCAUGCCUGCCCUCCCGCUGGAUGACCGCUUUCAACUUCUGUAGCAGGCAGCUCCAGAUCCUGAUGGAGGUGGCCCAACAGGAGGUCAAAACGUACUGAAAAUCCCCUCCCAGCCCAGUCCACCCACAAUGGCUCGAGAUCUGGAUCCCACAUUUCGUGUUGUCAUCCUGUGUGGGACAAGGAGCACUGAAUCCCAGUGUAGAUUUCCAUUUUGUAAACACAAUGUAAAUCUCUAUUUUCAUUAAAAAAACCCAUUGACAUCAAA
Molecule: messenger RNA, 1774 nt
Organism: Conger conger (European conger)
Lineage: Eukaryota; Metazoa; Chordata; Actinopteri; Anguilliformes; Congridae
Product: cystine/glutamate transporter
Exons: 13
Coding region: 88-1608 (506 amino acids)
Biological process (GO): amino acid transmembrane transport
Cellular component (GO): membrane
Molecular function (GO): L-amino acid transmembrane transporter activity
Source: RefSeq, a predicted model, not a curated record